UUACGGUCUAGUAUAGAGCAUGCAAAGGUUACUCACAUGGUUUAUUUGUAAGAUAAGGAAAAUUGAUACAAAGGUACAAUAUAAUUUCAUUGGUAAUUUAUUACAUUGUUGGAACCCAAAAAAAAUCACAAGGCUGUCUUUGUAUAUUUAAGACUAGAGAGAAUGAGGAGAAUGUGUGUGGUGCAAGAAAAUGGUCAUCAUGGGCAGCUAAAGCCUUGUGGAAUCCUGCGACCACAAACCUUAAAGAAGAUGCCAAAAUUGGGAGAGAGGGAAAAACGUCUUGCUCCUACCGACUUACAAAAACAAGUAACUGCAUCAAGAUCAGACACAUUACGUACGAUGGAACAACAUGGCUCUGCCCUACCAGUGGUUAGAAGGCCGUCACUAAUUGCUAGAAUUCCGGCACAUAUCUUUAGUUCGGUAUCAUUCUUGGAGCAUAUGCCAACUAGAGGAGGUGAUAGUGGUGGUGUAAUAGCUGGUGGAGGAGGUGGUGUUGUUUGUGGCGGAGGCGGUUUUAAAGUUUGUGGAGGAAGUGGUGGUGGUGAGAUUGUUGGUGAUGGACCGGGACAGCUAAAGCCUUGUGGAAUCCUACGACCACAAACUUUAAAGAAGAUGCCGAAAUUGGGAGAGAGGGAAAAACGUGGUGCUCCUACCGAUUUACAAAAACAAGUAACUGCAUCAAGAUCAGACACAUUUCGGAUGAUGGAACAACAUGGUUCUGCUCUUCCAGUGGUUAGAAGACCGUCACUAAUUGCUAGAAUUCCGGCACAUAUCUUUAGUUCGGUAUCAUUCUUGGAACAUAUUCCAACCAGAGGAGGUGAUAGUGGUGGUGUGAUUGCUGGUGGAGGAGGUGGCGUGGUUUGUGGAGGAGACAACGGUGGCGGUAAGGGUUUUGGAGGAAGUGCUGGUGGUGUGGUCGCUACUGGAGGUGGUGAUGUGCUCUGUGGUGGAGGCGGUGGUUGGUCAUUGGCUGGCGGUGCUGGUUGAAAUGUUGGUGGAGUUGGCGGUUGGGGAUCGGGUUGCGGCGGAGGUGGUCCCGGAUUACAAAUACAAAUACAAGGUGGUGGUGGAGGGCAGUAAACGGAAUGGUUAUCUGCUCUAACGAUGGUGAGUAAUGGAAUGAUGCUGAAUGAGAGGAAAAGGAUUAUAGUAGUUGAGGCCAUUCUUGAUUGCAUAUUUUUUUGUUUGGUUUUGCAUUUGCGAAAUUUGGACUAUUUAUGAACGAUGGAUUUGAGGA
Arabidopsis thaliana (thale cress) is the source of this 1237-nucleotide messenger RNA. RefSeq lists its product as uncharacterized. The coding region runs from base 163 to 987 and encodes 274 amino acids. The transcript has 2 exons. The record is from RefSeq and is marked reviewed. NCBI's taxonomy places the organism in Eukaryota, Viridiplantae, Streptophyta, Magnoliopsida, Brassicales, Brassicaceae.